Chenopodium quinoa (quinoa) is the source of this 3578-nucleotide messenger RNA. Its product is annotated as chaperone protein ClpB4, mitochondrial-like. The record is from RefSeq and is a predicted model, not a curated record. The transcript is spliced from 10 exons. Bases 210 to 3173 code for a protein of 987 amino acids. Gene Ontology annotation, biological process: protein refolding; cellular response to heat. Lineage: Eukaryota; Viridiplantae; Streptophyta; Magnoliopsida; Caryophyllales; Amaranthaceae. Gene Ontology annotation, molecular function: ATP binding; ATP hydrolysis activity. Gene Ontology annotation, cellular component: cytoplasm.
CCUUGAAAACAGAGGAGAUACUUCUAGUUGAGUAGGCGCUAGAAACUUCCAAAGUGUUCCCUGUAACUCCUAAAUCUCUCUGUAACGUUCCACUGUAUUCCUUCCUUGUAUUUCCUUCCAUCUUCCAUCUUCCACACUCUGUACUCUUCAUUCUACUCCUUCAAUUCUUCCAAUCUCUCACAUUCUCUCUCCUCUUUUCUGGGUCUCCAAUGGCUGCUAGAACCAUCACCACCAAACGCCUGAUUACUCGCUCAGCUUAUGCCGCCAUUUCUGCUUCCAAAACUUCCCCUUCUUCCUACCCUCUUUCCCACUCUCUCUCCUCUUCCAACUUCUUUUCUGCCCCAAAAACAGCUGUUCCCUCCAAUUCUAGCGGUUUGGCAAAUGGGGUUUUGGAGAGAGAGCUUUUCAGGAACUCCAUUAAUGGCGUCGCCAGCAAUUCAUUUCUGGGUUCUCGAUUUUACUCUGUUUCUGCUGCUCCUUCUGCGAGCUCAGGCCAGAUUAAUCAACCAGAGUUUACUGAGAUGGCAUGGGAGGGGAUUGUUGGGGCUGUUGAAGCUGCACGACUGAGCAAACAGCAAAUUGUCGAGACCGAACAUCUAAUAAAGGCCCUGUUAGAACAGAAAGAUGGUUUGGCCCGUAAAAUUUUAACAAAAGCUGGGCUUGACAAUUCGUCAGUGUUGCAAGCUAUAGAUGACUUCAUAUCCAAGCAGCCCAAGGUUGUAGGUGACACUAGCGGUCCUAUUCUUGGCACAAAUCUUGGUUCCCUUUUGGACAGAGCCAGAAAACAUAAGAAAGAAAUGGGUGAUGAUUUUGUGUCUGUAGAGCAUUUGGUUUUGGCAUUUUAUUCAGAUCCAAGGUUUGGGAAGCAAUUGUUUCAAAAUUUUAACCUCAGUGAGAAGGAUUUGAAGGAGUCCAUUCAAGCUGUUCGUGGAAGUCAAAAAGUUACAGAUCAAAAUCCAGAAGGGAAAUAUGAAGCACUAGAGAAGUAUGGAAGUGAUCUUACUGAAUUAGCUCGGCGCGGUAAACUUGAUCCUGUUAUUGGGAGAGAUGAUGAGAUUCGCCGCUGCAUCCAAAUAUUGUCCAGAAGAACCAAGAACAAUCCUGUAAUCAUUGGUGAGCCUGGAGUUGGUAAAACAGCAAUAGCGGAAGGAUUAGCCCAACGUAUAAUACGUGGUGAUGUUCCUGAACCAUUGAUGAAUCGGAAGUUGAUCUCACUUGAUAUGGGUGCUCUGCUUGCUGGGGCUAAAUUUCGCGGAGAUUUUGAGGAGAGACUUAAAGCUGUGCUGAAGGAAGUGAGUGCUUCUAAUGGGCAAAUAAUCCUUUUUAUAGACGAGAUUCAUACAGUAGUGGGAGCAGGGGCUACUGGUGGUGCUAUGGACGCUGGUAACUUACUAAAGCCAAUGCUUGGUCGAGGAGAACUUCGGUGUAUUGGUGCCACAACAUUGAAUGAGUACAGAAAAUACAUUGAAAAAGAUCCUGCACUUGAACGGAGAUUUCAGCAAGUGUUCUGUGGCCAGCCGUCCGUGGAGGAUACAGUUUCCAUUCUUCGUGGAUUGCGUGAACGUUAUGAAUUGCAUCAUGGUGUUAAGAUAUCAGACGGGGCUCUUGUUGCAGCUGCUAUACUCUCUGAUCGUUACAUCACUGAAAGGUUUUUACCUGAUAAAGCUAUCGAUCUUGUUGAUGAAGCUGCUGCAAAGCUGAAAAUGGAGAUUACUUCUAAGCCUACAGAGUUGGAUGAGAUAGAUAGAGCAGUGCUAAAAUUAGAGAUGGAGAAACUAUCCUUAAAAAAUGACACUGAUAGAGCAUCCAAAGAGAGACUUAACAAGUUGGAAAGUGAUCUCAGCUCAUUGAAAGAGAACCAAAAGGAGCUAAACGAUCAAUGGGAAAGCGAAAAGGUUCUUAUGAACCGAAUCCGGUCAGUCAAAGAAGAGAUCGACAGAGUCAAUCUGGAGAUGGAAGCUGCUGAACGUGAAUAUGACCUCAGUCGUGCUGCUGAGCUGAAAUAUGGAACCUUGAUGUCUCUUCAACGGCAGUUGCAGGAGGCUGAAAAGAACUUGGCAGAAUAUCGUGAGUCUGGUAAAUCCUUGCUUCGAGAAGAAGUUACUGAUGUAGAUAUUACUGAAAUUGUUAGCAAGUGGACUGGCAUACCCUUGUCUAACCUUCAACAAUCUGAGAGAGAGAAGCUUGUCUAUUUAGAAGAGGUCCUUCACAAACGAGUUAUUGGACAGGACAUGGCUGUCAAAUCUGUGGCUGAUGCAAUUCGCCGUUCAAGGGCUGGAUUGUCUGACCCGAAUCGACCAAUAGCAAGCUUCAUGUUUAUGGGCCCUACUGGUGUAGGGAAAACUGAGCUUGCAAAAGCUUUGGCUGGUUACCUUUUUAACACCGAAAAUGCUCUUGUACGUAUAGAUAUGAGUGAGUACAUGGAAAAGCAUGCAGUGUCACGGCUGGUUGGUGCUCCCCCCGGUUAUGUUGGAUAUGAGGAAGGUGGGCAGCUCACUGAAGUAGUGCGACGACGACCUUACUCUGUUGUCCUGUUUGAUGAAAUUGAAAAAGCCCAUCAUGAUGUCUUCAACAUCUUGUUGCAAUUAUUGGAUGAUGGACGUAUAACCGAUGCUCAGGGAAGAACUGUCAGUUUUACUAACUGUGUGGUUAUUAUGACAUCUAACAUUGGGUCCCACUAUAUCCUGGAAACUCUGAAAAAUACUCAAGAUAGCAAGGAUGCAGUGUAUGACUUGAUGAAAAGGCAGGUUGUAGAUUUGGCUAGGCAAACAUUCCGUCCCGAGUUCAUGAAUAGAAUUGACGAAUAUAUCGUUUUCCAGCCUCUUGAUUCCAGAGAAAUCAGCAGAAUUGUUGAGUUACAGAUGAAUCGGGUGAAAGAUAGGCUGAAGCAAAAGAAGAUUGAUCUUCAAUACACUAAAGAAGCCCUGAAACUACUUGGGACAUUGGGCUUUGACCCGAAUUACGGAGCUCGGCCUGUCAAGCGGGUGAUACAACAGAUGGUUGAGAAUGAAAUUGCAAUGGGAGUUCUGAGGGGAGAUUUUAAGGAAGAUGACUCUGUCAUUGUUGAUGUGGAUACACUGUCAUCAGCCAAAGACAAGUCACCUCAGGAUAAGCUGGUCAUCAGAAAGCUAGAAAGCAGUCCCUUGGAAAACAUUAUGGUGGCCAAUGACUAACGUUCUCAGAAGUAAUUGUUGGAACAAGUGUGUUUUGGUGUAAAUUUUGUGGAAAACAAAAAGUCCCACAUUGGUGGGAAAUAGAAGUUUGUCCUCCCUUAUAUUGGAGAAUGUGGAGUAUUUGGGUGUGGCCCUUGGGCUACCCACAUUUUGUGGAGAGGGAGGACUUACCUACCAAGCCCACUUAUCACACACGCGAGCCGAGCCGGGUCGGGUCGGGUUUAUUAAUUAAACUUAAUUUUUGCUCAGUUUUUGAACAAGGCUUAAUUACGUAAUUCGUGCCUUGAUUUUUGCUAAACGGUUUUGACUGGUUAUCUCUCUAACGUUUAGUUACUGUACAUUCUCUCUUAGCUUUUGCUGAUCUCUUAUUUUAUGAUGUGAUACGUCAGUGUCGAUUCUUUUUCA